AUGACAGUUGGUGGACCUACAAUCAAGCUGUCAAAUGGGGUUGAGAUGCCUAUUUUUGGCCUUGGAACUUGGCAGUCUAAACCUGAGGAAGUGAAAACCGCUGUAAAGGCCGCGAUCACUAGCGGAUAUCGCCUUAUUGAUACCGCGGCUGUGUAUGGGAAUGAGGAUACGAUUGGAGAGGCGAUUCAGGAAUGCAUUAAGGAAGGCAUCGUUGAGCGCAAGGAUCUCUUCAUUACCACUAAGAACUGGAUGACACACCUUAACCCUGAGCGUGUUGAGCAGGGCAUCCGCGAGUCCUUGAAGAGACUCCAGCUGGAUUAUGUUGACCUGUACCUUUCCCAUAUGCCGGCAGCAUACUCGAUCGAUGGAAACACCCCGGAACCUGAUGUAACUGUCGUUGACAAUUGGAAGGCCAUGGAGAAAAACUAUAACCAAAAACUCACCCGCGCCAUCGGUGUUUCGAACUAUAACAUUGACCAGAUUGAGCGUAUCAUGGCGGAGGCCGAGGUCCCCAUUCACAACCAACAGGUCGAGCUCCACCUGUAUUUCCCGCAAUUCGAGCUGGAAGAGGUGUGCAAGAAGCACAACAUUUCGCUGACAUCCUUCUCGACACUGGGUUCCCCUGGCCGCUUCAACUUCACGCUCCCCAAUGGAGUAAAGCCGGCUUGGGCCCCUGCCCCGGCUGACAUGGAUGACGCGUUUGUUCGUGAGCUUUCGAAGAAGUACAACAAGAGUGUACCACAGGUGCUCCUACGAUGGGCCGUUGAGCGCAAUAUUGCCGUCAUCCCCAAAUCCGUGACCCCCUCAAGAAUCCAAGAAAACUUUGACAUCUUCGACUUCACUCUUUCAGCCCAAGAAAUGGAGCGCCUAAACAACUCGCCACAUCAUGUGCGCCUUUUCCCACAAGACUUCAUGAUUGGACACCCGGAGGAUCCCUUCAAAGACCAGCGU
Messenger RNA from Mesorhabditis spiculigera, 951 nucleotides. NCBI's taxonomy places the organism in Eukaryota, Metazoa, Nematoda, Chromadorea, Rhabditida, Rhabditidae. The record is from the annotation of a GenBank genome assembly.